Lentinula edodes (shiitake mushroom) is the source of this 544-nucleotide messenger RNA. RefSeq lists its product as uncharacterized. NCBI's taxonomy places the organism in Eukaryota, Fungi, Basidiomycota, Agaricomycetes, Agaricales, Omphalotaceae. Bases 161 to 472 code for a protein of 103 amino acids. The transcript has 3 exons. The record is from RefSeq and is a predicted model, not a curated record.
CGGAUCAGGUUCCCCGAAAGUGCCUGCAGCGUCUCCUUACGUGAUAUUAGGACGCGUAUCAAGGCACUUGAAGGCAACAACCAUUUGCUAAAGGACGGUGUAGAUUGGAAGCGGACCUUGGACAAGGAAUUUCGUACGCUUAAGGACAAGAUAGAGAUUUAUGAAGGUUUUCGAAAACUCUCCCCCAGCCAAAGGAUGUCAUGGAGGGCUUUCGGAUCUACGCGAAGAGGUCACCACCACCAUCAACUCACCCAACGACACUCUUCGGGAGGAGAAUAGGAAGUUGUGGGCCAAGCUCGAUGACGUCUCCACCAAGCUUGAAGCAGCUUUGGCGGAUAAUGAUGGUCUACGUGCUCGACUGCAAGGUAUUGGAAAUAUUUUAUGCCACAGAAAUUGUCUAUUCAACAUAAUUCAGCAUGCACUACUGAAUUGGGAAAGGGUGUAUCGUCAAUGCCAAGGGAGGGCAGGAUGACUUCAAGCAUACAUUACGACCCCCAUAAUAAGAGUGUGUGUUCCAUAGCUGUACAGGAGACAUAGACGCAUA